GCGACCAUCAGUUGUAGCUCCGAGCUCAAGUUGUGAAGAUGAACCACGUGCGGUGUCUCUGUCUAAGUCUCAGUCUGCUUCUUUUACUCGGAAGCGCGCAGGCUGACUGCCAGCUAAAUACAAAUGAACUAAAGCAGACUAAUCGAGUUUUUGCCACUCGCGAUGGUUCGAGUUAUCAACUGCUGCGCAAGGACUUGCUUCCUAACACUGCAAGUGUGUAUUCGAUUUGCAAUGCCGCUGACAUAAUACAAUCAAGGUGCACUGGAAAUAACUUCAGCCCACCACUGGCCACAACUGGUUGUUCUCAACCCAUAAGCCCAGUGGUGGAGGCGAUCGCCGAUUCCAGUUGCCCUCACACCAUGUAUCGUGUGGGCUAUAAUGUCAGAAAUUUAGUGUUUCUGGAGAUCUAUAGAAGCUGCUACGAUGCUUCGAACGUUAAAGCGCAUUUUACCAUUUACAUGGCCCACACAAGCACCUCGGAGGCGGAUCGUCGAGAGUAUUUCACAACUGAUCGCAUAAUCUCUGGAGCAGCUGCGAGCUCGUUUCAGAAUCCCAAGAUCUAUGAAAGAUACCAACAACUCCUGGCACCCCAGACAUAUUUUGUGAAGGGCGAGCUUCUGUACGAUCGUGGCCAUCUGGUGCCAUCCCUCGACUUUGCCUUCGAGGCGAGCCGAGGACAGACCAACAAGUACAUCAAUUUGAUACCACAGUUCAAAACAAUCAAUCGCGGCAACUGGAAAACCAUCGAGAACUGGGUACGCCGACAGCUCUCUCAGGGACGCUACGAUGCUCUGAAAGUCUGCACUGGUGUCCUGGGAGUGCUCGAGUUGUACUCGCGAAACGCUGAUAUUCCAAUUUUUCUGCUGGCCAACCCAAACAGGAAUCCCGUUCCCAAGUGGAUAUACAAAAUUGUAAGCCACAUAUCAGGCGCCCACUUUGUUUUCCUCACCUACAACAACGCCCAUGCAACCACACGGCCGACUGGACAAGACGUGUCAAACGUUUGCACAGAAGUGCCGUGCUCAAACUCCGGACUCAGUGUACGGGACGAGGGGAGGGCCGGAUACACCUUCUGCUGCGACCCGUACGAUUUUAUUACUAGAAAUCUGCCACAUUUAACGGGAGUUUGCUGAACCUUAGCAUGUGAAAGCUUUUGGAGCCCCCGUUUUGUAAUCUAAGUGUGGAACAUGGCUAAAAGCUCAAAAAUAAAGCUUUUGGUUGGUA
Messenger RNA from Drosophila obscura, 1224 nucleotides. RefSeq lists its product as uncharacterized. The record is from RefSeq and is a predicted model, not a curated record. Gene Ontology annotation, cellular component: nucleus; mitochondrial inner membrane. Lineage: Eukaryota; Metazoa; Arthropoda; Insecta; Diptera; Drosophilidae. Bases 39 to 1133 code for a protein of 364 amino acids. Gene Ontology annotation, molecular function: single-stranded DNA endonuclease activity; nucleic acid binding; RNA endonuclease activity. The transcript is spliced from 4 exons. Gene Ontology annotation, biological process: apoptotic DNA fragmentation.